AUGGAGGUGGCCACGGACCAGCCGCGCUGGAUGGCCCACCACGCCGUGCUCAACGGGCAGCACCCCGAGAGCCACCACCCCGGCCUGCCGCACAACUACAUGGAACCGGCGCAGCUCCUACCUCCCGACGAAGUCGACGUCUUCUUCAACCACCUGGACUCGCAGGGCAACCCCUACUACGCCAACUCUGCCCACGCCCGCGCCCGCGUCUCCUACAGCCAGGCCCACGCCCGCCUGACUGGGAGUCAGAUGUGCCGGCCUCAUCUUCUCCACAGCCCCGGCAUCCCUUGGCUGGACAGCAGCAAGGCGGCACUCUCUGCCCACCACCACAACCCCUGGACCGUGAACCCCUUCACCAAGACCCCCCUGCACCCGUCUGCGGCCGGAGCGCCCGGGGCCAUCUCCGUGUACCCGGGCAGCAGCACGUCCAGCACGGCCUCCGUGUCCUCGCUCACGCCGGCCUCGCACUCGGGCUCCCACCUCUUCGGCUUCCCCCCCACCCCUCCCAAGGAAGUGUCGCCGGACCCCAACUCCACCAGCGCUGCCUCGCCGUCCUCCUCCGCCGGCGCCCGGCAGGAGGACAAAGAGGGCAUCAAGUACCAAGUGUCGCUGUCGGAAGGGAUGAAGAUGGAGAGCGCGAGCCCGCUGCGCAGCAGCCUCACCAGCAUGGGGGCCCAGCCCUCCACCCACCACCCCAUCCCCACCUACCCCUCGUACGUGCCGGCCGCCCACGACUACAGCAGCAGCCUCUUCCACCCCGGCAGCUUCCUGGGGGGCCCCGCGUCCAGCUUCACCCCCAAGCCCCGCAGCAAGGCCAGGUCCUGUUCGGAAAGAAACCCGGUUUCUUCGUGUUUCCAUUUAGAAGGCAGAGAGUGUGUGAACUGCGGCGCCACCGCCACCCCUCUCUGGAGAAGAGACGGCACCGGGCACUACCUGUGCAACGCCUGCGGGCUCUACCACAAAAUGAACGGUCAAAACCGACCCCUCAUUAAACCCAAGCGGAGGCUGUCGGCGGCCAGGAGAGCGGGGACGUGCUGUGCCAACUGUCAGACGACCACCACGACCUUAUGGCGGCGCAAUGCAAACGGGGACCCGGUUUGCAACGCCUGCGGACUCUACUAUAAACUGCACAACGUGAACAGGCCCCUGACCAUGAAAAAGGAAGGAAUUCAGACCCGGAAUAGGAAAAUGUCCAACAAAUCAAAGAAAAGCAAGAAAGGCUCCGAGUGCUUUGAGGAACUGUCCAAGUGCAUGCAGGAGAAAUCGUCUCCGUUCAGCGCCGCUGCCCUCGCCAGCCACAUGGCGCCCAUGGGGCACUUGCCGCCUUUCAGCCACUCUGGACACAUCCUCCCAACCCCUACGCCCAUCCACCCAUCUUCCAGCAUCUCCUUCGGACACCCGCACCCCUCCAGCAUGGUCACAGCCAUGGGAUAAGGCCCGGCGGCCGAGAGACCCGCCCGGAGAUUGAGACCACGGGGCUCUGCCGAAGGUGACAGCGAGCAAGAGGAGGUUCUGCAAAGAGGAGACCGUGGGGACGGCCAAGGGAGAGCUCUGCUCCCGUGGGGUUUAACUGGACCGAAACCUUGCAAGCGAUGGGUCUUGUGCAGCAACGCGGUGCCUGUGAUGCACUUUGCCCCCUCAGGUAUAAGGAAAAAGAAGAGCUCACCUGUUUGAUAAGCUGGUGGUCCAGCGGAAAGCAAAAGGUGGCUGGAGAGGCUGGAACUGGCUGUCCUUUCUCUCUUUGUUAUUACUGUGAAUAUUGUAAAGAGAUAUCAGCAGCCUCCGAGGAUGGGAUCGGCUCACCGCAAGCCACACGUGCCGGAUUUCUAUUGCGGACUUUGUUUGGGGAGGGAAGGAAAACAAAGAAAAAG
This is a messenger RNA of Nothoprocta perdicaria, 1871 nucleotides long. It is a transcript of the gene GATA2, whose product is annotated as GATA binding protein 2. Gene Ontology annotation, cellular component: nucleus. NCBI's taxonomy places the organism in Eukaryota, Metazoa, Chordata, Aves, Tinamiformes, Tinamidae. The transcript has 5 exons. The record is from RefSeq and is a predicted model, not a curated record. Gene Ontology annotation, molecular function: zinc ion binding; RNA polymerase II cis-regulatory region sequence-specific DNA binding; DNA-binding transcription factor activity, RNA polymerase II-specific. Bases 1 to 1434 code for a protein of 477 amino acids. Gene Ontology annotation, biological process: positive regulation of miRNA transcription; positive regulation of transcription by RNA polymerase II; negative regulation of transcription by RNA polymerase II.